Vitrella brassicaformis is the source of this 2329-nucleotide messenger RNA. NCBI's taxonomy places the organism in Eukaryota, Vitrellaceae. The record is from the annotation of a GenBank genome assembly.
GCACGGUCAGAUUUUUACCGGUGAUCGAGUGGUACCAACAUCGCCCUCUCCAACACCACGCACUUGUCAGCACAUGACAGAGCAUUCACUCUGUCAGCCCGUCGUGCGAUGGGAGUAAACAUGGCGGAGAAACUCAAGAUGACAACGCGCGCAGGAGAUUCAGAUCCUGUGCAGGUAGGUCAUCGACUGCCUUCUUCGCCACGCGCCCUCCAAUCGCAACGACACAGCAACAGCAACACCAGCACCAAUCAAUCAGGUACAUUUCGAGACAGGGGAUCCAUCGGCGGCCACAGAAAAGGCAGACACAAACCAACCCCCCACACGCAACGCAACACGAGUCAGCUGGCUGCAGGUACAGCAGGCACACGCGUCAGAAGGGCAGGCAGUCGCGAGUGAGAUGGACAGGACAACACACAGCUCGAGUACGCACACAGGGUGCAGACGCCCUGUGUGUGUGGUCAGCUGCCUGCCUGUCCCGGCCGGCCAUUUCGAUCGCACAACGCCACGCCACGCCACGACCAGCACCCCGCCACACACAUCCAUCCAUCCACACGUACCACACUGAUAAAGCUCUACACGAUCGCCCACCGACUCGGUACGAAACGACUCGACACGACACGACAGGACAUCUUGUGCUGUCUGUCUGAAUUACCCGGCCAGUCAGUAAGCCUCAUCUUCAUCUUCUUCUCGUGCCACGCAACGCAACGCAACGCAACGCAACGCAAAACCCUCACUACCCUACCGUGUGUGGACGGACGUAUCUACAGCUAAGCUAGCUUCUCCUGAGAUCAAUCAAUAAAACCCAUGGAUGGCUGCCCGUUCUCCCGAUUCUUUCAUCCGUUCCUCUCUGCCUGGCUGCCUGCCUUAAACACCCUCCCUCCCAUUGCUCCCGUGUUAUGACUGCGUGUGUGAGUGAGAAUGGACGGACGGACGGAAAAAGAGUGCAGUUAGUUAGUUGCGAGAGGUGCCUACGUAGCAGUAGCUAUGGCAGGCUCUCGCUUCCUCCCCUCCCCUCCCCCAGACACGACACAACACACGCACACACGCACCCACCAGGCAGGCAGACACGACGGACAGACAGACAGACAGACAGACACACCCACACCGCAUUGCACGACACUUAUUAAACAUCUACACCGAUCAAUCAAUCUACAUCUCCCUCCGCCUACACUGUGGGGGCAGGGCAGCCUGCAACAACAAAACAAACACAACGACAACAGACACACGAGCGGUGUGUGUGUGUGUGUGUGUGUGCAGGUGAAGGCAUGGGUGCGCUCCUCUCCUCCUCUCUGUCUUGCCUACCUCUCCGUUGGAGUGCCGGUCCGGUCGGUCCGGUCAGCUGUCGCCCUCACCUCCUCCAAUGAGCGCCCUCGCCAUCGACGGCCCGAACACCUCCCUAACCCGCCCCUUGGCCGCCGCCAUCAUCCCGCCCUCCGUCGUGAACACCAUCACCAACCCGCUGGUGAAGACGAUGGCAUACGUCAGCUGGGCGUCGCCCAUCCGCCAGCCAGACAGCCCCAGCACCCUCUUGCUGAAUCCCGCCUGGCUGAUGCUCACGUGGCGACAGGAGUCGAGCACGUGGGCAGGGAGGGGCAGGGGCACGUUGGCCUUCCCGACAGACCGCUCGUUGCCGUCGUGGGGUGCCAGGAGUGUCUCGCCCAGGACGGCGUCGGUGAAGCACCGAUAGCUGUCCCGGUCGCCGACCGUCGUGGGCGGGUUGGCCGCAUCACCGGCGCCGCUGAGGUGCAGCGUCAUGGUCACGGUGGUGCGGCUGCCGCCUCCACCCAUGGCGUAGGUCAUCUCGCCCUCGGUCGAUUGCUGCAGGCGGAGCGACCCCCGGGGGGUCAGGUGCGCGCUGAUGAGCAUGUACUGCGCGACGGCCUCGGGAUGGUGCUUGAGCUGGCCGAGUCUCGCCGAGACGAUGUCCUGCCUCGUCAGCUGGAUGGGGACACCGGUGAUGGUCUUGAGGUGUGCCGCCGUGCACACCAUCGCCUCCCACCGCCGCCAGUCGCCAUAUCGCUGCUCAAACACCCGGAUCAAUCCGAGAAGCGCACCGGAGUCGCCGCGCAGCUCGUCGUAGGCGAAGAACAGAGAUGCGCCGGUUCUGCGGAGGGCCUUGUCGAGUCGGGAAGAGAGGAAGCGGGCGUCGACGAGGAUGGCGAGGGAUCGGGAGGGACUGCGCAAUGCUGGGAGGGUUUCUACUGGAGUCAGCUGUGCGACGAUUCGGCGGACGUCAUCCGAAAGCGACUCCAUCUCAGCAUGAGGGUCUGUGGUUGGUUGGUUGGUUAUUGUGUUUAACGAGACUCGUGUCUGUAACCCCGUGGAGAAC